CAGAGUGCAUUUCGGUUCCUAACCUGCAAAUUUUCAACAACAGUGAAUAGCCCCCCGUAUUAGAUUACGGGAAAGUUAAAAUUAUUACGAUGUUAGCCAUAAAAUCGGCUGUGAUACGUGCAAAAUCGAUUUCGCGGGGUUCGCAAAUACGUUACUUGUCACAGCUGUCAACAAAAUAUAAAGAAAAUCAUGAGGAAAAGAUGCAAGCCUGGCAAAUACAUUCGUACGAAGGAUUGGCAAAUCUCAAACUAUCAGAUGUCAGAAUUCCCAUUAUAAAAAAACCUAACGACGUCCUGAUAAAAAUUGAAGCCGCCAGUGUAAAUCCAAUUGAUUUAGCUGUAUCUCGGGGCUAUGGUGCAACUAUUCUGAAUGCGAUGCGUAAAAUGAACGCUUUAAAAGAUGACUUUGAUGUGAUUGAAUUCCCUUUGACACUUGGGCGAGACUUUUCAGGGAUAGUUAUAUCUAAGGGGCAUAGUAUAGGAGAUCGAUUAACAUUGGGUGACAAAGUAUGGGGAGUAAUUCCUGUUGAGCAACAAGGAUGUCAUGCUGAGUAUGUUGUCGUGGAUGGUAAUUUGGUAAAUCACCGACCAACCAAUUUAUCGCACCUUGAAGCCUCCAGCAUUUUGUAUGCUGGUCUCACUGCAUGGUCGGCCUUAUGGAUCACGGGAGGCUUGUGGUUAAAAACCAAUGUACCCACAACUUAUAAUAAAAGAGUACUUGUUCUGGGUGGAUCUGGUGGUGUCGGUACCUUAGCAAUUCAAUUAUUGAAAGCUUGGAAUAUGCAGGUGGUAACAACUUGUAGCACUGAUGCAGUUGAGCUUGUAGAAGGAUUAGGAGCACAUGUUGUUGUUGACUACAAUGACCAGAAUGCAGAAUCACAAAUCUUGGAGGAAGGGCCGUACGAUAUAAUUUUGGAUUGUUGCAACCAAGGAAUAGAUGUGAUCAGAGCUAAAGGCUAUCCACACAAUACUUUCAUAACUUUGAACUCGCCAUUAUUGAGAAACAUUGAUGAAUAUGGAUGGGUGGCAGGUUCAAUGAAAAAUAUCGGGGAAUUGAUUAAAUAUAAUGUUCCCAUGAUUGAAAAUAAAUCUUUCGUGAAAUGGGCAGUUUUUGUUCCAUCUCAGACGGGAAUCAAUGUGAUCCAAAAAUUUGUAGAGUCAGGAAAGAUUCGACCAGUAAUUGAAAAGGUUUAUCCUUUCUCUGAUUUACCUGAAGCUUAUGGAAGAAUGGAGAAAGGCCACCUCCGUGGUAAAGUCGUGAUUGAAAUGAAAUAGACUGUGUAAUAUAAUACGAUCUGUACAGAAUCCCUGGAAUUUGUUUUCGAAUUCAUUGAGAAUUAUUGGAAAGAACUUAUUUCAUCCACAAAUGAUUUGUAAUAUUUUAUUUACAAUAAAUAUUUCGUUUCUCAAAACAACUAAAA
Molecule: messenger RNA, 1420 nt
Organism: Athalia rosae (coleseed sawfly)
Lineage: Eukaryota; Metazoa; Arthropoda; Insecta; Hymenoptera; Athaliidae
Product: reticulon-4-interacting protein 1, mitochondrial
Exons: 6
Coding region: 90-1274 (394 amino acids)
Cellular component (GO): mitochondrion
Molecular function (GO): oxidoreductase activity; zinc ion binding
Source: RefSeq, a predicted model, not a curated record